AUGUCAAAUAAUAAUCCUCAAGAAAGUUCCAACAAUAGUAACCUGCCAUUGAAACGAUCGACACCAAUGUUAUUUCUCGAUGCAGAAGAUAAAACUCAAGAAGCAUUAACAACUUUUGAAUUAUUAAAUGCAUGUACUUAUCAAAACAAAUAUGUUGGAUCGGCCAACGUCACCACCACAACCACCAAUAAAACAUCUGGAUCAACACUGACAAAAUCCCAUCAACAACAACAACAGAAUCGUCGGAAACUUGAAUUUAUGACAUGUGAUUGUGAAGAAGAAUGGGAUAGUGAAUUACAAAUGAAUUUAGCAUGUGGACCAGAUUCUAAUUGUAUUAAUCGAAUCACUUGUGUUGAAUGUAUUAAUAAGAAUUGUUUAUGUGGAGAUGAUUGUCAAAAUCAACGAUUUCAAAAUUGUCAAUAUAGUAAAGUCAAAGUUAUUCAAACUGAAUUAAAAGGUUAUGGAUUAAUUGCUGAACAAGAUAUUGAAGAAAAUCAAUUUAUUUAUGAAUAUAUUGGUGAAGUUAUAGAUGAAUCUAGUUUCCGUCAACGAAUGAUUGAAUAUGAUUUACGACAUUUAAAACAUUUUUAUUUUAUGAUGUUAAGUAAUGAUUCAUUUAUUGAUGCUACUCAAAAGGGGUCAUUAGGUCGAUUUAUUAAUCAUUCUUGUAAUCCUAAUGCAUUUGUUGAUAAAUGGCAUGUUGGUGAUCGAUUAAGAAUGGGGAUUUUCGCUAAACGGAAAAUUUUACGUGGUGAAGAAAUCACUUUUGAUUAUAAUGUUGAUAGAUAUGGAGCUCAAUCUCAACCAUGUUAUUGUGGUGAACCAAAUUGUAUAAAAUUCAUGGGUGGGAAAACUCAAACUGAUGCAGCAUUAUUAUUACCACAAAUGAUUGCUGAAGCAUUAGGGGUGACACCAAGACAAGAAAAAGCUUGGCUUAAAGAGAAUAAAUCAAUUAGAAAUCAACAACAAAAUGAUGAAUCAAAUAUAAAUGAAGAAUUUGUUAAUAGUAUUGAAAUUGACCCUAUUGAAAAUCAAGAUGGUGUGACCAAAGUCAUGUCAGCAUUAAUGAAAACUCAGCAUCCUUUAAUUAUAAAAAAAUUAAUUGAAAGAAUAUCUGUUAGUAGUGGUCAUGAUGCUAUUAAUGUUAUGUUUGUUAGAUUUCAUGGAUAUAAGACAAUAUCAACAAUUUUACAAGAUUUAUUAGUGAGCAAGAAUAAUGAUAAAGAAUCAGAAACAAAUGAUCACGACAACAACAAGGACUCUAUUGAAGAUAAAGAUGAGUUGAUUAUUAAGAUUUUGAAAAUAUUAGUGACUUGGCCAGCAGUUACUAAGAAUAAAAUAUCCUCAUCUAAUUUGGAAGAAGUUGUUAAAGAUAUUCAAACUAGUAAUGAAAGUAGUAACAAUAAGGAAGAAAUCAAUGAAUUAUGCACUAGUUUAUUAGAGAGAUGGUCAAAAUUAGAAAUGGCUUAUCGUAUUCCUAAACAAGAGAGUGCGAUUGCCAACAAUGCUACUGCUGGUACCGCCACCACCACGGCAACUGGAACAUCAGCAUCUCCAUUUGAAAGAAUAUCAUCUCAUACACCAGAAUUAGGUGCUACCAACACACCAACAUCAUCCUCACAGCAACAACAACAGUCACGAGAUGCUGGAUUACCAGAAAAUUGGCGUAGUGCAUUUGAUAAAAACACUGGGGGAUAUUAUUAUUAUAAUACAGUUACACAAGAAACUACAUGGGAAAGACCUUUAGGUUCGUUACCACUAGGACCUAAACCACCAAGUGGACCUGGUAUAAAAGGUCGACUUAAUAAAUAUAAUGAAAUUGAUUUAGCGAAAAGAGAAGAAUUAAGAAUUCAAAAAGAAAAAGAAAUGAAAUUUAUUGAAAUGCAAAAUCGAGAUCGUAAACUUAAAGAAUUGAUUGAAAUGAGUAAAAAAUCAAUGAAUAAUAGUGCAAACAAUUUUAAUGGUUUCUCUGAUAAUGGUGAUAAUAAUGGGAAUACUAAUACUACUAGUACUACUGGUGGUGUUUAUGGAAUUACUAGUGAUAAACAAGGUGGGAAGCAUCAUCAUGAUAAGCAUUCUAAAAAUGGUCCUAGAAAUACCAGCAUCAGUACCAGUACUAGUGACAGUGGCAGUGGUAACAUUGAAAAAACUUGGAAACGAAUAUUUGCUAAGUAUAUUCCUAAUAUAAUUAAAAAAUAUGAAUCGGAAAUUGGUCGUGAUAAUGUUAAAGGAUGUGCUCGAGAAUUAGUUAAUGUUUUAACUCAAAGUGAAAUAAAACAUGGUAAAAAACCACCAUCAAAUGAUUCAAAUAUGGAAUUAAAUGAUAAAAAAUUGAAAAAAAUAAAAGAAUAUAGUUAUCGGUACAUGGAUAAAUUUUUAAUUAAAUUUAAUAAUUCCAAAAAGAAUAAAUCUAUAACUGGAAGCAAUGGUGGUGAUAGUGAUAAGCACAAACGAAAGCAUGAUGAUGACGAUGGUAAUGAUGGAGAAAAUGGAGUUAAACGUAGUAAAGUAUAG
Molecule: messenger RNA, 2514 nt
Organism: Candida dubliniensis CD36
Lineage: Eukaryota; Fungi; Ascomycota; Pichiomycetes; Serinales; Debaryomycetaceae
Gene: SET2
Product: histone methyltransferase
Exons: 1
Coding region: 1-2514 (837 amino acids)
Biological process (GO): regulation of DNA-templated transcription
Cellular component (GO): chromosome; chromatin; nucleus
Molecular function (GO): protein binding; histone H3K36 methyltransferase activity
Source: RefSeq, a predicted model, not a curated record